AGAGAUCGGCAGUUCAGUUAUCUAUCAUAAAAUUCAUACCAACUCAUUCCAGUGUUAACAGCUAGCCCAGUCCAGCUCAAGAUGCUCAGAUUAGCCAAAUCCCUUGAAGGUUUUCUCAAGCUCUCACAGUCAAGCAGUGGUCCACACUUCACUGUUUGUGAGUUAGCUUCCAACAUUAGCUUCCCAUACUCAUCCAGGAGCUAUUAUUAUCAAUACUCCAAUGACCUUGGGACUGAUGUCAAGAGUAAAAUUUCGAUUGUUCAUAGCUCUUCUCUGCCUGAGAACAGCUUUAGCAGUCAAGGCUCAGUCUGGUCUCCUUUUAGUAAGAGACUGCCUAAAGAGAAAUGCGUUGUAUUGCAGCAGGAAGACAGAGGCAAAGAGUCUUCUUUUCUCCUGGCAGAGUGUCAAGAUGAGACAGAAGCUUUGGAGGCCAUGUCUGCCAUCGAUGAGACGUUGAGCCCUUUUCUAAAUGAGGGGACCAUCUACUUUUCAAAGAAGCUGCUAGAAAGUCUGAUACUACCAGAGCCUCUUCCAGUUGAUGAACUGAGGACUCACCUGGUAGAAUUGAUGGAGCAUCAAUCUGGUGCUUAUUCGCAUUGGUUUAAAGUAGCUCAGGCACUCAGCAAGAUUCCAGCUCAUAGCACUGCUAGCUUCAAUAAGAGUUUUGUAACACCUGCUGAUCUUUGUAUGGCUACUUCUGCUGGAAGCCAGGCAGAUGAGUGCAACAUUAGAGAUCAUGGCACACCUGCUCAGGACACGAAAGUCCCCCUGUUUCUGAAAAUGAUGUCAUACGAUGCAGAGUCGAUCUCUGAAGAGUUUUUCACACCCUGUGCUCAGACUGGUGAUGUCUUUACAUUCAGUGAUACUCCUAAUGUGAGCCAAAACCCACUCCUGUACUCCAUUAGUAAAGGAUAUGCUAAAAGCUCCCUCCACUUACUCUUAGGAGGAGUGGAUCCUAAUGACGCUGACAUGGAUGGUAAUACUCCUCUUCACCUUGCAGCCGCUGCAGGGAAUCUAUUAUUAGUGCAGCUCCUCAUCACCUUUGAGGCCGACCCAAGACUCGCUAACAGAAAUGGAGAAACUCCAUUAAACGUGGCAUUAGAUGCUGGAGCGUACGAUUGUGCCCUCAUCAUCGAAGAAGUAGCAAGAUUACUGAAUGCAAGGGAUGACUUGAUGGCAAGCAAUCAAACAACAAAAUCGUCUCAUUCGAACGAUAGCUCUCCAUUUCUCUUGACUCUUGAUGGAGGUGGAGUGAGAGCUAUUAUGGAAAUACAAGUCCUCCUUGCAAUUGAGAAACAAAUGAAGAAGAUAUCUCCACUUCACGCAUCUUCAAUCCUUAAAUCGUUUGACUAUAUAGCCGGGACCAGUGGUGGGGCCUACGUGAUGUUCAUCACAGUCUUUGGAAAGAAGAGUUUGACAGAUGCUCGAUCGCUAGUGUUCAGUGCUCUCAAUCAAAUCUCUGAAGGAACAUCACCAGAAACAGACCGUGCAGCUGCAUUGGAGGGUAUGCUUCAAGACAUGCUUGGAACAGAGACACUGAUGUCCGAUGUGCAGUCUCCUCGGGUAAUGGCUACAGCUACACUAGCCGAUCGAUCUCCUUGCAAGCUUCACCUCCUCACUAACUAUGGUUCAUCAAGAGAUGGGCAGCUAGGGCCAGACAAGAGAAAAGCAUGGGAAGCUGCCCGGAUCACUUCAGCUGUACCUAUAUACUUUGGAUCAUUCAAAGGAAAGUUCCUAGAUGGUGGAGUCAUGUGCAACAACCCAACAUUAGAUGCUAUAACUGAAAUCAUUGAUCAAGAGAAAUCAGAGGGCACUAAUAGAAGACCUGGUCUGGUCCUUUCUCUUGGUUCUGGCGUCUCUGAAGCUAGGGCUAUCUCUAAUGUUGAUGUACAACUUCCCUCAUGGUCUCUCUCCUCUCUACUAAAGCUCCCUCAGUCACUAAGGGGGCUUAAGAAUCUUGGCGAGAUAGUCCUUAAUCAGCUAACGAGCUCUGAUGGUCAAGAUGUUGAGAGAUGUCGAUCUUUGUGUCACCAAAUGGGCACUCAAUACUAUCGUUUAUCGCCUCCUGUUCAAGACUUUAUUCACUUAAAAGAAUCAGACACUAAUAAAAUGAUUGGGAUUUUAUUUGAUGCACAAAUGCACGUACUUAGAGAAUCUGAGACAAUUUAUAAAAUAGCAGAAUCUCUUGUUUGUAAAUAAAUUUAAUAUUAUAUAUAAUUAGCACAAUAUUUAUAUAUUUAUGUUUUUUUAAGAUUUGAAUUUACAUCUAUUAUGCAAUUAAAU
Messenger RNA from Amphimedon queenslandica, 2283 nucleotides. RefSeq names its product 85/88 kDa calcium-independent phospholipase A2-like. Gene Ontology annotation, cellular component: mitochondrion. Gene Ontology annotation, molecular function: protein binding; long-chain fatty acyl-CoA hydrolase activity. Gene Ontology annotation, biological process: lipid metabolic process; positive regulation of ceramide biosynthetic process. Bases 82 to 2199 code for a protein of 705 amino acids. The transcript has a single exon. Lineage: Eukaryota; Metazoa; Porifera; Demospongiae; Haplosclerida; Niphatidae. The record is from RefSeq and is a predicted model, not a curated record.